GGGCUGAGGUGGGAUUCUCACCUCCCUUCGCCCAAAGCUCCCCUCCUCCCUCCCUAAGAAAAUCGGUCUUGGUUCUAUUUGGGGAUGAUGUCCGCCACCCCCAUUUCCCCAGAGAGUUGGAUUUGUUUAUUUCUUUAUUUUUCCCCUGGCCCAGGCGUCUGGGACUUGUGGUUGCGCAGACCCCUGGCGGGAGUCGUAGGGGAAGUCGAGGAUUCGAGAAAUCAACAUCCCGCCACUGCCCCCCAAUCGAGCGUGACAGCGCGCGGGCCGGUUGCGUGACUCGUGACGUCUCCACGUCCUAUAGGUGCAGCGGCUGGUGAGAUAGUCCGUAUCGCCUGGUCGCCUCUUUAUUUUAUUGGGGUAUGCCUGGUAAUAAACAGUAAUAUUUAAUUUGUCGAGGACCACAAACCAGCUUCGAGCUGGGAGGUACCUUACUACCCUUGACAGACGCUGGAAGAAGGCUUGGCCUAAAAGGGGUCUCUCUUGGCGGGGGUUCCUUUCCAAACUCUCCACCUGAACACACCCUUCCCAGUGAGGCGUCACUCCCCGCUUCUGCGCUGGAAAGAAGAGGCAGGAUUUUUAGAGGGGAUGGAAGGGAUCAAGGUGUUUCUCCAUGAAAGAGAAUUGUGGCUGAAAUUCCACGAAGUGGGCACAGAAAUGAUCAUAACCAAGGCUGGCAGGCGGAUGUUUCCCAGUUACAAAGUGAAGGUGACCGGCCUGAAUCCCAAAACGAAGUACAUUCUUCUCAUGGACAUCGUUCCCGCAGACGACCACAGAUACAAGUUCGCAGAUAAUAAAUGGUCUGUGACGGGCAAAGCGGAACCCGCCAUGCCGGGCCGCCUCUACGUGCACCCGGACUCGCCGGCCACGGGGGCUCAUUGGAUGCGGCAGCUCGUCUCCUUCCAGAAACUCAAGCUCACCAACAACCACUUGGACCCAUUUGGGCAUAUUAUUCUAAAUUCCAUGCACAAAUACCAGCCAAGAUUACACAUCGUGAAAGCGGACGAAAAUAAUGGAUUCGGCUCAAAAAACACCGCGUUCUGUACCCACGUCUUUCCUGAGACAGCGUUUAUUGCGGUGACUUCCUACCAGAACCACAAGAUCACCCAAUUAAAGAUUGAGAAUAAUCCCUUCGCCAAAGGAUUCCGGGGCAGCGAUGACAUGGAGCUACACAGGAUGUCGAGAAUGCAAAGUAAAGAAUAUCCUGUGGUUCCCAGGAGCACAGUGAGACAGAAAGUGGCCUCCAACCACAGUCCUUUCAGCAGUGAGCCUCGAGCUCUGUCCGCCUCAUCCAACUUGGGGUCCCAGUACCAGUGUGAGAAUGGCGUGUCUGGCCCUUCCCAGGACCUCCUGCCCCCACCCAACCCGUACCCGCUGCCCCAGGAGCACAGCCAGAUUUACCAUUGCACCAAGAGGAAAGAUGAAGAAUGUUCCAGCACAGACCAUCCCUAUAAGAAGCCCUACAUGGAGACAUCACCUAGUGAGGAGGACCCCUUCUACCGCUCCGGCUACCCCCAGCAGCAGGGCCUGGGUGCCUCCUACCGGACAGAGUCAGCCCAGCGGCAGGCCUGCAUGUACGCCAGCUCCGCGCCCCCCAGUGAGCCUGUGCCCAGCCUGGAGGACAUUAGCUGCAACGCCUGGCCCAGUAUGUCCUCGUACAGCAGCUGCACGGUCACCACCGUGCAGCCCAUGGACAGGCUACCCUAUCAGCACUUCUCCGCCCACUUCACCUCGGGGCCCCUGGUCCCCCGGCUGGCCGGCAUGGCCAACCACGGCUCCCCGCAGCUCGGAGAAGGAAUGUUCCAGCACCAGACCUCCGUGGCCCACCAGCCUGUGGUCAGGCAGUGUGGGCCUCAGACUGGCCUCCAGUCCCCGGGCAGCCUUCAGGCGUCGGAGUUUCUGUACUCUCACGGUGUAUCAAGGACCCUGUCCCCGCAUCAGUACCACUCCGCUGUGCAUGGAGUCGGCAUGGUUCCAGAGUGGAAUGACAAUAGCUAAGGCCAGGCCUGCUCCUCUGCUGCCAUUUCCAGAGGGAGGGGAGAGAGAGAGGGAGAGAGAGACAGCCACAGGGAGAACCCCACGGACAAGAUGUCUCAUUUCACCCCGCGUUCACGUCUGCACUUGAGAACUGCCCCUGCCCCCACUCCCCCACCCUGACACUGAUGUAAUCAGUCGCUUGAAACCACACUUCAAAAAAUGUGACUUUGUUUUGUCUCAAAACUAAAAAACGACAAGAAGAGAUGAGUCCCCGCCCCCCUCCACGACCACUGCCCUCCUCGACCGGCCACAGUCACACCACCUCCAGGACACCCUCCCUGAUUUCUUCUUUUGUUCUGCAGAAAGUCCUGCCUCCUGGAGUGUUUGAUCCUCAUGCGUAGUUGGAGUCCUUCCCUGUCUUGGUGUUAAUGUUGACGUUGUUAUAUAAUAAAUAAUAAUAUAUUUUUUUCUUUCAAUUUUCUUAAUGGGACCCAGUCCCUUAUUCUGGGGGAGGUCUGAGGCAAGUAUGUUGCAAGAUAUGUACUUGUGGGGUUCCCCUCAAAUACUCCUCCAACCCCCCAAACCUAAAUUGGCCACCCUCCCUCCUGACUAAGAAAUUACCUACCUCUGCCAGGGAUGUUUCUGCCGAGCUUCCCUGCGUCCCAGCUUCUCUCUGAUCUUGGCCUCCCUUCUCCAUGCUCACAGAGUCCAGGUUUGCCUCCUGCCCACCAGUGGGGUCAGGAUAACGCCGGACUCCAUCUGGCGGCCUAUCUCACUCUGCCCUCCGGUCUCCCCUGCUCCGCGUCUUUCCCGCCCGCUGAAACGUGGCCUAUACCUUCCCAACCGGAAAUCUCGCUUUGAAAAACUUAAAAAGCCCCAGUUUACAUGCGGGCAGAACUGUGAUAAGCAAGGCGCAAGCUCUGUGCUGACAAGCGUUGUGAAAAAGCCAAAAUAAAUAUUCGUCCUGAUAACCAAAAAAAAAAAAAAAAAAAAAAACAAAGCCAGCCCCCAGCUUCCAAACCUCCAUCAACGCCACCGAUGACCCAAACUGGAUGCAAAAGCAACACCACCAUCCCUAGAGAAGAAGCCAGACUUAUUCACUGAGGAGCAUUCUCCAAAGACAUCAUACCAGCACCAAAUGCAGACCGUAAACUGUGGUUAUUGAAAGCAGAAAAUGGUAUUAAAAAAAAAGUGUGUAAGUA
Capra hircus (goat) is the source of this 3179-nucleotide messenger RNA. RefSeq names its product T-box 5 (gene TBX5). The transcript has 8 exons. Gene Ontology annotation, cellular component: nucleus. The coding region runs from base 589 to 1998 and encodes 469 amino acids. Lineage: Eukaryota; Metazoa; Chordata; Mammalia; Artiodactyla; Bovidae. Gene Ontology annotation, biological process: cell fate specification; positive regulation of DNA-templated transcription; regulation of transcription by RNA polymerase II. Gene Ontology annotation, molecular function: RNA polymerase II cis-regulatory region sequence-specific DNA binding; DNA-binding transcription factor activity, RNA polymerase II-specific. The record is from RefSeq and is a predicted model, not a curated record.